CACCGGGGAGCGGGCGGGCGGCGAGCGCGAGAAGUCCCGGCGCGGGCGGCCGCGGCAGUGGGAAAAGAGGCCGAGCGGCCACUUUCUCCCCGCCCGGCCGGCCGAGUGUGCAGGCGCGUCCGCCAGCCGUGCUGCUGCGUGUGCGCGAGUGUGAGUGCGGGUGUGCGCGGCGGCGGCGAGAGAGAGAGAGGCCUCCGACUCCCGGCGCGCACACGCACACUCACUCGCUCGCUCGCACGCACGCACACGCGGACCGCGGCCCGGCUCGGCGGCCGAGAGUUUGCGUCCGCCCGCCCGCCCGCGCCGCCGCCUCCCUGCCGGCCGAGUGUGUCCUUAAGGGGAGCCUUGUGUGCACAGCAGUCCUGAAGACCUCCUGAAGUUUCUUUCUUAGCUGCUACAAGGUUAAAAAAGAAAUCAUGACUGAAUCCGCCUCCAGCACAAGCGGCCAAGAGUUUGAUGUGUUCAGUGUUAUGGACUGGAAAGAUGGCGUGGGUACAUUACCUGGAAGUGACUUGAAGUUUCGGGUCAAUGAGUUUGGAGCCCUGGAAGUUAUUACAGAUGAGAGUGAGAUGGAAAACGUUAAGAAGGCAACGGCGACCACCACCUGGAUGGUCCCGACCGCUCAAGAAGCCCCGACCUCUGCCCCGAGCUCCAGGCCUGUGUUUCCACCUGCCUACUGGACAUCUCCACCCGCAUGUCCCACAGUCUUUUCAGAGAAGACUGGAGUCCCUUUCAGGUUAAAGGAGCCGACAUCAAAGACAGAAGGGCUUCAGUUCUGUGAAAACUGUUGUCAGUAUGGCAGUGCAGAUGAGUGCCUUUCCGGAGGAAGCUUCUGCAGCCAGAACUGCGCUCGGCAUAUCAAAGACAAAGAUCAGAAGGAAGAGAGGGACACAGCAGAAGACAAUGAGGAAGAGGAUUCCAAGUGUAGUCGGAAGAAAAAACCAAAAUUAUCUCUGAAAGCCGACGCCAAGGAGGAUGGAGAAGAAAGGGAUGAUGAAAUGGAGAACAAACAAGACGGGAGAAUCCUGAGGGGCUCACAGAGAGCCCGGAGGAAAAGGCGAGGGGACUCGGCCGUCCCGAAGCAGGGUUUGCCUCCUAAAGGCAAGAAAGCUUGGUGCUGGGCGUCCUAUCUGGAAGAGGAGAAGGCUGUGGCAGUGCCUGCGAAGCUGUUCAGGGAGCACCAGUCCUUUCCAUAUAACAAGAAUGGAUUCAAGGUGGGGAUGAAGCUGGAAGGCGUGGACCCUGAGCAUCAGUCUGUGUACUGUGUUCUCACUGUGGCCGAGGUUUGUGGGUACCGGAUCAAGCUGCACUUUGAUGGGUAUUCCGAUUGCUAUGAUUUCUGGGUAAACGCGGAUGCACUGGACAUCCACCCCGUCGGAUGGUGCGAGAAAACCGGCCACAAACUCCAUCCUCCCAAAGGAUAUAAAGAAGAAGAAUUUAAUUGGCAGACCUAUCUGAAGACGUGCAAAGCCCAGGCAGCCCCUAAAUCAUUAUUUGAAAACCAGAAUAUAACAGUGAUCCCAUCAGGCUUUCGAGUUGGAAUGAAGCUUGAGGCUGUAGACAAAAAGAACCCUGCAUUCAUCUGUGUUGCCACGGUAACAGAUAUGGUGGACAACCGUUUUCUGGUGCAUUUUGACAACUGGGAUGAGAGCUAUGACUAUUGGUGUGAAGCAUCCAGUCCACACAUUCACCCAGUUGGUUGGUGUAAAGAGCACAGGAGAACCCUCAUUACUCCACCAGGUUAUCCAAAUGUGAAACAUUUUUCUUGGGAUAAAUAUUUAGAAGAAACCAAUUCUUUACCUGCUCCUGCAAGAGCUUUCAAAGUGAAACCUCCGCAUGGUUUCCAGAAAAAGAUGAAGCUGGAGGUCGUCGAUAAGAGGAACCCCAUGUUUAUCCGAGUCGCGACCGUGGCAGACACAGAUGACCACAGAAUCAAAGUUCAUUUCGAUGGCUGGAGCAGCACCUACGACUACUGGAUAGACGCUGAUUCUCCCGACAUCCACCCCGUGGGCUGGUGCUCCAAAACCGGGCAUCCGCUGCAGCCGCCUUUGAGUGCUGCAGAAUUAAUGGAAGCUUCUGACCAAGGUGGAUGCCCAACCCUUGGAUGUAAGGGGAUCGGUCACUUUAAGAGAUCGAGGCACCUGGGCCCUCAGAGUGCUGCCAGCUGUCCCUAUUCAGAUAUCAAUUUGAAUAAAGACCGCAUUUUCCCUGAUCGCUUAAGUGGUGAAAUGUUUCCAGCCAGCCCAUCAUUUCCAAGAAAUAAAAGGACAGACACAAAUGAAAGCUCCUCGCCUCCUGAAAUCAGAGCGGCACAGCCUGCUGGUGAACAGCGCGGCCUCAGCUCGGUCUGCUCCUCGGCGUCGUUGCCUGCCAGAGACCAGCACACUGAUGACGUCAAAGAAGACUCUGCAGAGAAAACAGAAAGUGAAAAGAGGCCACCACCAGAAGCCAGAGGUGCCCGGGAGGAGCCCACCGUGCCGCAGGCGCAGCGUCGGUCAGCUGUGUUUCUGUCCUUCAAGUCCCCGAUUCCGUGUCUGCCCUUGCGCUGGGAGCAGCAAAGCAAACUGCUUCCCACUGUCGCCGGAAUCCCUGCCAGCAGAGUGUCCAAGUGGAGCACAGAUGAGGUGUCAGAAUUCAUACAGAGCUUGCCUGGCUGUGAAGAACACGGGAAGGUAUUUAAGGAUGAACAAAUUGACGGAGAAGCAUUUCUACUUAUGACCCAAACAGACAUUGUUAAAAUUAUGAGCAUUAAGCUGGGCCCUGCUCUCAAAAUUUUCAAUUCUAUUCUGAUGUUCAAGGCCGCAGAGAAGAAUUCUCACAAUGAACUUUGAAGAUGGUGGACUCCGAGUUCCAUCGGCUUUCUGCUUUACAGCUCAUGUUUUAUUCAAAGCACAAGGACGGUUAUAACUCUUAAAUGAGAAGUCUGCAAAACUCAAAAGAGCAACACUAUCGGAUUAUUUAUAUUCCUCAAAGAGACAAUAUAUAUGAAUUCUUAAGAAAGUGCGUGAGCUUUUAACCAGGUACUGUCUAAAAACAGUCAUCUUUUGGUUCUGUUCACUGAGCUAAAUUUAUCUUUGUAAAUCUUUUUGUGGCUGGGGGGUGGGGAAAGGGAUCCUCAUUAAUUAUUUAUGGACAAGGGAGGGGCAGAGUAAGAACUUUCGGCAUUUUGUAAACAUUGUUGAAUUCUCUUUCAUGUACACUCUUUCUUUUUCAGUACUUUCGGGAAACCUUUUUAUAUAAUUGAAUUUAAACGUAAAACCAAAUUAGUCAAAGCCUGGCAAGUUUAGCCGGCAGGACUGUUACCUGUAUUGUUCAUUUUGUGCCAUAUUCUGAAUUGCAACAUUAUGCUAAGUAUAACUUUGCAAGUCAUGAUACUGCCCAGCUGCUGGUCAUUGUUUGAUGGGGCUGAACAGUUGCAAAACUUACUUUUCUUUGAAUCAGUGUUUUUACUUUUGCACGCAUUAUGAAAUGUUAAACAGAUUACUUUUCACCAGCAUCUUUACUAUAAUUACCAAAAACAUGUAUAUAAAAGAAUGGAAUUGAAAAAUAAAAUCUAUCAGCAUAAAUAAA
Messenger RNA from Cavia porcellus (domestic guinea pig), 3570 nucleotides. RefSeq names its product L3MBTL histone methyl-lysine binding protein 3 (gene L3mbtl3). Lineage: Eukaryota; Metazoa; Chordata; Mammalia; Rodentia; Caviidae. The record is from RefSeq and is a predicted model, not a curated record. Gene Ontology annotation, cellular component: nucleus. The transcript is spliced from 24 exons. Gene Ontology annotation, biological process: negative regulation of DNA-templated transcription. Gene Ontology annotation, molecular function: histone binding; zinc ion binding; chromatin binding. Bases 417 to 2831 code for a protein of 804 amino acids.